AUGGACAUCAAAGAAGAAAUGGAUGAUUCUAAGAAUCUUGAUGAGCAAAAGCUCCCACUCUUGCGAAAUGCGGAGGUGCCAGAAGCAGAGAGGAACCUGGUUCAGAAAGCCAUCAGCCAGACAUUUCAGAGCACGGCGCAGUUGGCAAACCUUUUACCUACAGGCACUGUCCUUGCUUUCCAGCUUCUGUCUCCAAUCUUCUCAAAUGUAGGCAACUGUGAUUCAGUCAGCAGGCUCAUGACAGCUUCUCUUGUUGCUAUCUGCGGUGCCGCGUGCUUCCUGCUAUGCUUUACUGACAGCUUCCGAGACAGCAAGGGGAACAUCUGUCAUGGGUUUGCCACCUUCAGGGGCUUGUGGGUCAUUGACGGAUCAAACACGCUUUCGCCUGAACUUGCUGCAAAAUAUCGCCUGCGGUUUAUAGAUUUCCUGCAUGCGGUGAUGUCAGUUUUGGUAUUUGCAGCAAUUGCAUUAUUUGAUCAGAAUGUUGUAAAUUGCUUUUUCCCAGAACCUUCAAAGAAGACACAGGAAAUUCUCACAGCAUUGCCAGUAGGCAUAGGCGUUUUGUGCAGCAUGUUGUUCGUUGUAUUUCCCACACAGAGACAUGGAAUUGGCUUCUCCCUUUCAACAAAUUAAUCGAUGAAAACUUUUUUAAGUUCACGCUUGUAACCUUAUGACAUUAACAUAUCUAUUUGAUUAAUGAA
Messenger RNA from Lotus japonicus, 701 nucleotides. RefSeq names its product protein DMP6-like. Gene Ontology annotation, biological process: endomembrane system organization. NCBI's taxonomy places the organism in Eukaryota, Viridiplantae, Streptophyta, Magnoliopsida, Fabales, Fabaceae. The coding region runs from base 1 to 633 and encodes 210 amino acids. The record is from RefSeq and is a predicted model, not a curated record. The transcript has a single exon.